This is a messenger RNA of Rhipicephalus sanguineus (brown dog tick), 1107 nucleotides long. RefSeq names its product regucalcin. Lineage: Eukaryota; Metazoa; Arthropoda; Arachnida; Ixodida; Ixodidae. Gene Ontology annotation, biological process: L-ascorbic acid biosynthetic process. The record is from RefSeq and is a predicted model, not a curated record. The transcript is spliced from 5 exons. The coding region runs from base 19 to 921 and encodes 300 amino acids. Gene Ontology annotation, molecular function: gluconolactonase activity; calcium ion binding.
UCUUUCCAGCUUGCGAAGAUGAAGCUCGAAGUUGCCAGCACACGGAGGAGCCUUCUGGGCGAAGGGCCACACUGGGACGAGCGCAGUUCGACGCUACUCUUCGUUGACUGCCUAGGCCGCCAGGUAGUGCGCUAUGAUCCCGCCUCCGGCUUGGACACGCAGGUCACGCCUACGGAAGGGCACAUCGGCAACGUGAUCCCUUUUGCCGAAGACAACCACCGGCUGGCUCUCUGCAUGGAACGCGGCCUUUAUCGACUUGACCUGGGCACCCGCGAGAAGCAGUUGUUGGUAGAGAUGCACGACGCUCAGUCGCCGGUGAAGUCUAGGCUCAACGACGGCAAGUGCGACGCGCUAGGACGCCUAUGGACUGGGUCGAUGCCCUCUACGGGAGUGCUGAAUCUGAUACCAGAGAAGAGCAAUUUCUGGUGUUACUCGAAGGGACAGCUGGAGCACAAGUUAGACGGGGUGACCAUCUCCAACGGCAUCACGUGGACGAACGACAACAAGAUCAUGUUCUACGGCGACUCGGUGCCCGGACUGAUCUACGCCUUCGACUUCGACCUCGCCGUUGGGGAGAUUCGGAACCGGCGAGUACUGGUCGACUUCAACAAGAAGCCCGGCUUCCAGGAACUGGGGCUCCCGGACGGCAUGACCAUCGACGUCAACGACAAGAUCUGGGUGGCGUGCUUCGGAGGCAGCGCCGUUAUCCAGAUUGACCCAGAGACGGCCAAGAUCCUGACCAAAAUAGACUUUCCGGCCAAGUACACCACGUCGUGCUGCUUCGGGGGCAAGAACUACGACGUCCUGUACGUAACGACAGCCAGCUUUAACCCAGACGCGAAAAGGCCCGAGAAUGGCCGACUCUACAGGGUCACGGAGCUGGGAGCAAAAGGCAGGGCAGCCUACGAGUUUGCCGGUUAGCAACGCUUGGCGUGGUGCAGACAGAACGACGCCAGAACCCGGCCUCCGUGAUUCCCAACGCACAUUCGAAUCACGGAGGCCGUGAUUGGCUGUGGUUAGUUGGCAUAUUGCAAAAUCGACUGAGACAUACAAAGCGCUACUUUCAACUGGAUCUAUUAAGUGAGGAAAUUCGAAUAAAAGCAUACU